This is a messenger RNA of Rotaria socialis, 2016 nucleotides long. Lineage: Eukaryota; Metazoa; Rotifera; Eurotatoria; Philodinida; Philodinidae. The record is from the annotation of a GenBank genome assembly.
AUGGGUCAUUCGAAGCAUAAAAAGCAUCAUCGUAGACAUCAUCGGAGUACAGAUAAAAGCGAUGAUGAUGAUCGUAAAGAUCGAAGUGGUGAUCGUCGUCAAUCUUCGCCAACUUCUUCAUCUAGUAAUGAUUCAACAGGCACUGACGAAGAAGAAUAUCGUGAAAAACAAAUAUCAAACAAAGGUAAAACAAUGGAAGAGAUUGAAGAAGAACGUCAAGCUAUGAAAGCUGAGAAAAAACGACAACGUGAACUUCGAAAAGUAUAUGAAACUUCACAUGAAAAACGUCAACGACGUCUAGCUAAAAAAUUGGAAAAAGAAAAAAAGAAGAAAACUGCUCUUGGUUGGGAUGCCGAACACAUGGGUAUGACAAAUGCAAAUAACCCAUAUGGAGAUGAAAAAUUACUCGACACAUUUGUUUGGGAAAAAAAAUUACAGAAAAAAGGCUUAUCAGAUGUUCCAGCUGAGCGUCUUAAAGUCCUAACAGCGCAACGGGUUGAAGAAAAUAAAAUUGAAUUAGAAAAAUUAAAAAAGCAACGAUUAGAACGUGAAAGUCAAAAAGAAGUUAUGGAAAAAGAAAAAGAAUUUUUGCAAAGAAUUAAAGAAGCCGAAUACUAUCGGGAAUGGGAAAAACAAGAAGAUUCAUUUCAUUAUAAUCAAGUUCGACUUCGUUCAAAAAUUCGAAUAGCUGAUGGUCGAGCGAAACCAAUUGAUCUUCUUGCUCAUUACAUCAAUGAUGAUGACGAUGAUUUAGCUGUGGAAAUGCAUGAACCAUCAACUUAUUUAAAUGGUUUGACUAUUCGCGAUCUAGAAGAUUUAUUAGCUGAUAUUCGAGUUUACACAGAAUUAGAACAACAACAAAAAUCUGGAACUAUAGCACACAAUUACGAUGCACAAUAUUGGCAAGAUAUUACAACUAUAACAGAAGAUGAAUUAGCAAAAUUAAAAAAAUUAUCUUCCCAAUUAUAUCAUGAUCAAAGAAUCGAUGAUCGACGGGAAGGUAUCAAUGCAGCAGUUUUCCAAGAUGUUACAGAAACAUUUAAAAAUAAAACACCACUACAAUUGGAACAAUUAGAACAACGUAUAAGAUCAAAAAUUGAAAAUGAAAAAGGUAUUGACAUUGCCUAUUGGGAAUCAUUAUUGUCUCAGUUACAAGCACAUAUGGCUCGUGCACGUCUUCGUGAUCGUCAUCAAUUAACAUUGAAACGAAAGUUACAAAAAAUAAAACAAGAACAAGGUAUUUUUCAUGCACCUUCAACAAUAUCGUCUAAAAGUUCUUCAACAUCAACAAUAUCAAAAAAGAAAGAUAAUGAAAAUAAUCAAAUAAAUUCAUUUAAUGAUAACGAUAUUGAAUCCAAUGAAGAUUUAGAAAAUAAAUGUUUACGUGAAUAUGAACAAGGUCGUUAUUCGCCGAUAUUAUUCAAUAUAAAUGAACUUGAUCUCGAAGUUCAAAAACGCUGUACAGAUGAAACAGAUGAUUGGGAAAAAUUAAAACAACAACGUGAAUCGGUUAUUAAAUCUGGUUCUGUUAAACCAGAUGUUGAAGAUGCCUUUGAAGCUUUUGCUAGAAGUAUGGGUAGUUUAACGGCCGAUGAUACUAUGAUUAAUACUGUUGUACCCAUGGAUGUUCAAUAUUUAUGGUCAGAUAAAUAUCGACCGAGAAAACCACGUGUUUUUAAUAAAGUUCAUACCGGUUAUGAUUGGAAUCAAUAUAAUAAAAAACAUUAUGAUACAGAUAAUCCACCACCAAAAACUGUUCAAGGUUAUAAAUUCAAUAUUUUCUAUCCUGAUUUGAUUGAUAAAACUAAAACACCUUCAUACAGUCUGACUGUUUGUGAAGAUAAUAGAGAUUUUUCAAUUCUUAAAUUUCAUGCUGGACCACCAUAUGAAGAUAUUGCAUUCAAGAUCGUUAGUAAAGAAUGGGAUUAUUCAUACAAACAUGGAUUUCGGUGUCAUUUUCAAAAUGGAAUAUUUCAAUUAUGGUUUCACUUUCGUAAAUGGAAAUAUCGUCGAUAA